Molecule: messenger RNA, 5098 nt
Organism: Mobula hypostoma (lesser devil ray)
Lineage: Eukaryota; Metazoa; Chordata; Chondrichthyes; Myliobatiformes; Myliobatidae
Gene: brd9
Product: bromodomain containing 9
Exons: 17
Coding region: 230-2218 (662 amino acids)
Biological process (GO): regulation of transcription by RNA polymerase II
Cellular component (GO): nucleus
Source: RefSeq, a predicted model, not a curated record
GGUCGGAUAGAGGCGGGCCUUCUGCAUAGUUGGAGGAAAGAGCAAUGUGAUUCUAAAGUACCGGCAGAUGGGAUAAUGCAAGAUCUUUGAAUCAUUUUGUUUAACUUUAGUACUGGGAUUGGGUGGUGGUUGGAUAGAGGACUCGCGCGUUGACUCAGCUCCUCGGCCUGGUGCCGUUGGGCCGAUCAGGCGCUGGGCCUUGUGCGCCUGCGCGGCGCCAGGGCCGGACAUGGGGAAGAAACACAAGAAGCUCAAGUGUGAGUGGCGCUCGUAUGACGGAUUUAUUGAUAAACCGUCUGAAAAACCACUUAAGCUUGUGCUGAAAGUUGGAGGAAGUGAAGUAACUGAGCUUUCUGGCUCAGGCCAUGAUUCCAGUUAUUAUGACGAUCGAUCUGAUCAUGAGCGAGAACGGCACAAAGACAAGAAAAAGAAGAAGAAAAAGAAAUCUGAGAAAGAAAAACAUAUUUCAGAUGAAGAGCGUAGAAGGAGAAAGGAAGAGAAGAAGCGAAAACGUGAGAAAGAACACUUAGAUAGUGAGGCUGAUGCUGAUGAGUUUGACCCAGGCAAAAGGAUUGAAGUUGAACCCCCAACAGAUCGACCAGUACGAUCCUGUAGAACAAAAGAACAAGCUGAAAGUGAGAAUACACCCCUGCAGCAAUUAUUAGAGCAUUUUUUACGCCAGUUACAGCGGAAAGAUCCUCAUGGAUUUUUUGCAUUCCCUGUUACGGAUAGUAUUGCACCUGGUUAUUCUAUGAUAAUAAAACAUCCAAUGGAUUUCAGCACUAUGAAGGAUAAAAUUCUGGCAAAUGAAUAUAACUCCAUUACAGAAUUCAAGGGUGACUUCAAGCUGAUGUGCGAUAAUGCAAUGACUUACAACCGACCUGAAACUGUGUACUACAAAGCUGCAAAAAAGCUGCUUCACACAGGAUUUAAGAUGAUGAGUAAAGAGCGUCUGUUAGCUUUGAAGCGCAGCAUGACAUUCAUGCAGGAGAUCGAUUUUUCUCAGCAGGCAGCACUGUUAGGCGACGAGGAUGUAGCACAAGAAGAAACUGUUACAGAAGUUACUAUAGUACCUGUCGAAACAACAACCAAAAAAUCCAAGAAGCAAAGUAAAGAGGUCAUCAGUUACUUAUAUGAGCCAGAAGGAAAUGCAUGCAGUUCAACUGACAGCACUGCUGAGGAACAUGUCUUGGCAUUGGUGGAACAUGCAGCGGAUGAAGCUCGAGAUAGAAUUAGCAGAAGUGCUGCUAAUUCUAAGAUUGGCUACCUCAAAAAGGAUGGUGAUGGUCCUUUGCUCUUUGCUGUUGUAAACCAAUCUGAUCCAGAGACUGAAGAGGAAGAGGUUCACCCAGUGGAUCUGAGUUCCCUUACAACUAAACUCCAACCAGGAAUCAAUACAAUGGGAUUUAAAGAUGAUCGGAGAAACAAAGCGUUAUCGGUUACUUAUCUCAACUGUGUGUACACUGCACAGUCCAUCCAAAACAACACCAUCUUCCCAAAUCUGACUCCAGAGGAGACAGAAUUGCUGUAUUCCACAUAUGGAGAAGAAACUGGGGUUCAGUGUGCCUUAAGUUUGCAAGAGUUUGUUAAAGAUUGUGGAAGCUCCACAAAGAAAAUGGUUGAUGAUUUACUGAACCAAAUCACAGCAGGGGAACAUUCCAAAACCGUCUACCACUUAUCACAGAAGAGAAACGUUGAGCAAAAAACAAAUAAAGAUACCAAAAUGAAUCUUGAUGAAGUGCAGGCUCCAGCUAUUUUUAUAAAAGAGGAACCCAAGAUGCAACCUGUCUGUACAGAGAUAUCAAAACCAAUAAUGGCUGGAGAGGCAAAUGGCAGUACAGGCGACAACCGGCCUGGUCUGGAUUUCAUUCCUGUGAAGUCUUAUUCUGAUGUUUCCUUAGAUAUUUCUUUACUGAACUCACUAGGGAAAGUAGUGAAGAAGGAGCCUGAUCACGAUGAUAACCAGAGAAAUCUAGAUGAGACCACCAAAUUGUUGCAGGAUUUGCAUGAGGCUCAGACAGAACGUGUCGGUUCCCGACCUUCUUCAAAUCUCAGCUCAAUCUCCAGCAACUCCGACCGUGAGCAGCACCACCUAGGGAGUCCUCAUAACCUGAGUGUUGGAGAGCAACGGGAUAUAGUCCAAGACUUCCGUGAAUUUCUUCAGUCUCCAAGUAAUACAGCUGCAGGCAGCCUGAAUCGAAGUGCUGAAAACUCCUAGAACAUUCACAGUAGUGAAAGUGAGCCAUUUUGUUAAAUGAAAGAAUGGAUUUAUCUUCUUUUUUUUCACAAAGACUCUUAUAAGAGGAAACAGACCUUCAGGUAUCUUUCCAAUGCAAGGUGAUCAUUUUCUAGUUUGAAAUCUACUGAACUCAGGUUAUCUCCUGUUCUCUGGUUUAGCGUGAAUUGAAAGGGCAAAGUGUGUUGGAUCGUAUAGUUGUGAUCAUGUCCAGUUUGUACAGAACAAAAGAUGUUCAGGCUGUGUGGAUUCCAGAAUAUUUGCUCGGUUUGGUCUAGUAGGUAUAUGUUUAGCAGUUUUCAAAAUAUGUACAGACUUUAGAAAAAAAAUUUUGUAUAUAUAAUGGUCUUGCCUUAAUCUUGUUCUUAGCAAUAGUAUGCAUUAUCAUAUGUUUGCUUACCCUUUUCAAAACCAUACUUGAGGAUAAUACAUCAUGAUGAAGAAUGUAAAUUUGUACAUCAUUUCCUUCGAUUCUUGUUUGCACACCCCUAUAUUCCAGAUAGUAUUCUGGAGUGCUAGUGCAAACUAUGUCAGUAUUUGCAAAUAUCUUUAAAAGGUAAAUCUGAAAAAUAAUGACACCCAAAGAGUUAAACUAAUUUACAGAUUCUGUAGAAGUUUGUUUCACCAUGUAUUUAUUGUAAUUUUUAAAGAAUAUACCACUGGGUGUACUAAAUCUAGACAACAAAUCAUUUUAACAGGAAAUCUAAAUUGAUUUAUUGAAGCUGUGAUGGAUUUUUCAAAUAUUGCUAAUAACAGAUUUUAUACCAAUCUUGUGACUUCUUAUGUAAACUUCCACUACUACAAGGUGCUGAUCUGAGAUUGGUAACUGUUGUGAUACAUCCCAUCAGCCAACAUUUACCAGUCAUUUGAAGAUCUAACCUCUUGUAGAGUAUAAUGGAUCUCCUACAGACAGCAAUUGUAAGAAACUGUCAGCAGUACCCUCAACAGACCUUUCCAAUUUUCUGUCCUUAAUUUAAAUGGAAAUAAUUGGGAACAGCCUUUUACAAGGAUGUCUUUUGACAUGAUAUUUGCUCCACCAUCAUUUCAUUCAGUCUAAGAAACAUCAUCCAUUUUAUCUGUGUUUCAGAUCCCCAGCACUGCUGCUGGUUUCACAAUAACCUGUAUUUUUAAUGAAGUAGACAUUUAAUACUAGGUUGACUUAACAUACUGGUGAUAUUUUGUAUUGUUUGGGAAAAUUCACAUUUAGCUGAAUGCAAGUUAAUGCCUCUUCCAUAGUUUUAGUUUUCUUGGGCUGUGCUAAUUUAUUCCUUUCCUUAUGCCAGUGAGCAGUAUACACAAAAUAUUUUAGAUUCAAUCUGAGAAAGGAAGCACAAACAUUGGAGCACAGGAUUCAAACAUUGUGCAAGAUUUGUCACACUUGCUGACAAUAAUAUAAAGCAUACUUACAAGUAAUAUUUUUAUUGAAUAAAUAUGAAUUAGAUUUUGUUGAUAUGUACAUAAUAUUCCUAGUAUGAAUUUUACUGUUUUAUCAGAAUAGUAUUUAAAGACAGUUAUCACUAAGCAAUAAACCAGAACAAAACCACAGUUAAAUUGAACGAGAAAGCUAUGCAAUAAAACAUUGAAUUUUAUCUAACGUUUUGACAAUGACCAAAGUGCUUUGAUUAUGAAAUUUGAGAUUUUCUUCCUUGAAAUGUUGUUUUCUUUUGGGUCAUGUGGUCAGGGUAUAGGCUUUUCUUUUUAAUUUAUCUGUUCUUUACAUCUAAUUUGUGCCAUUUAAGUUUGGCUGAUUUUUUAAGUAUUUGAUUCUGCAAAGUUAUCUUUAAAAAUGGUUCAGUUAUCUUCCUUGCUGUUAAAUUAUGAGAUUACUUUGAAUUACUAUUCACACCUGCUUUCUCUUAUUACUGUGGUUUUAUAUUUGAUGAAAAUUUAAUUUUUAUUAAAAUUAUCUGAUGAAUAGAAUUUUAUGCAAACUUUAGAAUUAAAUGUUCCAAUCCAAAUUAAUUUAAAAUUAAACAAGAAUUUUCAUCAUUGCAGGCUGCAUUCUUUCAAAUUCUUGCUUUUUCCUUAAUCGUUAUGCUGAUGAAUCAGAACAUUGUGAGCUCAAGCCCCACUCUAGAAAUGAAGCAUAUCAUCUAGUCAGACCUAUAGUCAUUGAAUUAUUAAGGGAUUGAUGUGUUGUCAGAGGUGUCAUCUUUGAGCUGAGGUAUUAAACUGCUUCUGUUAAAUGGUGUGUGUAAAGAUUCCCUGGCACGAUUUGAAUUCCCUGUGCAAUUGUCCCAACAAUUAUCCUUCAACAAACACUAAAGAAAAUUUGUUGCUCAUUUCUCUCAUUGCUGUUUGAAGGACCUCCAAUGCACAAAUUUUCAUCCACAUUUGCUUGAUUAACAACAGUUACUUCUUUUCAAAAAUACAAAAUUGGGCAUAAAGCACUUUUGGGUGCCUUGAAGGUAUGAAUGACAUUGUAUAAAUGCAAAUGUUUCUAAAUUAAAUUCAUAAUGAUCAUGACUGGUUUUCAGUUCAAUAACAUGUUACUGAAUUUCUUCAUUUUCUCUAUACUCUUUUUACAACAGAUGUGGAUCAGUAUUUCACUGUUUUUAAGCAUACAGUAAAUAAAUUCCACUUUUUUUAAGGAAGCAGUUUAAUCAACAAAUAUCUGAAUAUGUCAAAAUUACAUUGCUGUCUACUGUUUGUCUGAAAGAAGACUGCUAAUCGAACUGUUUUGUUGAAGGCAUGUUGUAAAUAUGAAAUAAACUAUAUAAUAAAUAUGUUGGUAAUUUUACUGAUAAAUGCUUGUUUUUACGUUCUGCAUAAAUGUACAAAGAAAGCUAUUUACAAUACAUCUCUCCAUCAAUGACAUUCAUUGUGUUCAAAAUUAAAACAGACAUAAGCAAAAGAAGGUGC